Eurytemora carolleeae is the source of this 4085-nucleotide messenger RNA. It is a transcript of the gene flfl, whose product is annotated as serine/threonine-protein phosphatase 4 regulatory subunit 3A. Gene Ontology annotation, cellular component: protein phosphatase 4 complex; nucleoplasm. The record is from RefSeq and is a predicted model, not a curated record. Gene Ontology annotation, biological process: protein dephosphorylation; DNA damage response. Gene Ontology annotation, molecular function: protein phosphatase activator activity. The transcript has 21 exons. NCBI's taxonomy places the organism in Eukaryota, Metazoa, Arthropoda, Copepoda, Calanoida, Temoridae. Bases 752 to 3016 code for a protein of 754 amino acids.
UUUGGGGCAAGUGACAUAUCUUUUAUUCUUUACUUAACUUUAUUUAUUCUUGUUAUAACUGUCGUGAUUUUUUUCUCUCCUUGUUCUCUCCUGCUCAGAUAAAUGUCAUUUUUCCCGGUCAGAUUUGUGUCCUUUCCCCUGUCAGAUUUGUGUCAUUUUUCACGGUCAGAUUCAUGGCCUUUUUCCGAGUCAGAUUUAUAUCCUCUUUCCCCGGUCAUAAUUAUGUCUUGUCACCCAGUCUGUGUUUUGUCCUCUUUCCCAGUCAGAUGUGAGUCCUCUCUCCCGAUCAGAUUUAUAUCCUCUGUCCCGGUCAUAUUUAUGUCCUGUUACCUGGUCAGUUUUGUCUCCUCUUUCCCUGUCAGAUUUGCGUCCUCUUUCCCGGUCAGAUGUGUGUCCUCUUUCCCGGUCAGAUGUGUGUCCUCUUUCCCGGUCAGAUUUGUGUUCUUUUCCCUGUCAGAUUUGUGUUCUUUUCCCUGUCAGAUUUGUGUCCUUUUUCAGCUGUGACAUCCUGCUACUCAGAAUAUCGACUGUGAUUGUUUCUAUUUUCAGAUUAGAAUGGUUCUAACUGAGUGAAACUAGAAGUAAGAGUUGAUAACAGAUAAAUGCUUCCUAUGUAUCUCGGAGAACAAGCACUAACAACGUGAAUUUUUUCUACCACUACCUGGCUCGUGGAGGGAGUUCGGAGAGCGGGAAGAGGAUUGGAGAAGAGGAGGGUAGGGUUACCUCUCUUCAAGGGGGUGAAUCCUGCAAGAUGACCGACACAAGGAAGCGGGUUAAGCUCUAUGAGCUCAACCAAGAGAGACAAUGGGACGAUAAAGGGACAGGACACGUAAGUUCUACGUAUGUUGAACGACUGAAAGGAGUAAGCCUAGUAGUACGAAGCGAGGCGGACGGAUCAGUUCUUCUUGAGAGUAAAAUCCAACCUGAAACUGCAUACCAGAAACAACAGGAGACUCUUAUAGUCUGGAGUGAAGGAGAUAACUUUGAUCUAGCGCUUUCCUUUCAGGAGAAGGCUGGUUGUGAUGAGAUAUGGGAGAAAAUAUGCUCGGUCCAAGGAAAGGAUCCAAGUGUGGAUUUUACUCAGGAUCUUGUUGAAGAGAGUGAAGAUGACACAAGGUUUGAUGAUAUAUCAGACUCUCAACCUCCUAUAGAACUUCCAGCAGGGGAGCUCUCUAAACUAGAGGAGAUUUCAGAACUCGUCUCAUCAUGCCUUUCCAGUCCUCUUAGGAGAGAAAAGCUGGCUAACGCUAUUGAGAACGAAAACUACAUCAAGAAGCUGCUCAACAUCUUCAGUAUCUGUGAGGACCUGGAGAACCUGGAGGGGUUGCAUCAUCUCUAUCAAAUAUUUAGAAAUAUUUUUCUUCUCAACAAGAACGCUUUGUUCGAGAUGAUGUUCUCCGAGGAAACCAUCUUCGAUGUGGUUGGGUGCCUCGAGUUCGAGCCAGGGACUGCACAACCCAAGAAACACAGGGAAUACCUUAAGAGUAUAGCUAAGUUUCACCAAGUUAUCCCAAUCACUAACACAGAACUAUUAUCUAAAAUACAUCAGACCUAUCGAGUUCAAUAUAUUCAGGAUGUUGUACUCCCUACUCCCUCUGUAUUUGAGGAGAAUAUCCUCUCUACCCUAAACAGUUUUGUUUUCUUUAACAAAGUGGAGAUCGUGUCACUCAUUCUAGAAGAUGAGAGAUUUUUGGGAGAUCUUUUUACCGAACUGAGAGACUCUAAAGCCAGUGAGGAGAGAAGAAAAGAACUAGUUCUCUUUCUCAAGGAGUUCUGUCAACUCUCCCAGACUCUUCAACCUCAGUCCAGAGAGAGUUUUUACAAAACUCUUUCCUCUCUUGGAGUUCUCGCGGGACUAGAAAUGACUCUGCAGUCUACUGUCAAGGAAACAAAAGCUGCGAGUGUGGAUAUACUUCUCUUCAUAGUAGAUUAUUCGCCCAGCCUAGUCAGAGAGUAUAUGAUGCAGCAAAUCAACAACACAGAUGACGACGGGUUACUCAUGAAUAUUGUUAUCGAAGGAAUGAUCUGUGACACAGUACCAGAUAUGGGAGCCAGUGUACAGCUGCAAGGAAUCAUCAAGACCUUGUUGGACCCUGAGAACAUGUUGGCCAGCGUAAACAAAAGUGAGAAGACGGACUUCCUCAAUCACUUCUACAAACACUGUAUGCAUGUAUUCGUUGCUCCUCUUCUUUCAAGUACAGUACAUGAAAGACCUGAAAAGUGCGAUAGCUGUACUGUUCAAGUUCUAGGAUUAAUCAUUGAACUCCUCACGUUUUUCGUCGAGCACCAUACUUACCAUAUUAAGAACUAUAUUCUACACAAGGAUCUGCUCAGACGUAUCCUUGUCCUCAUAAAGUCCCGGCACACCUUCCUCAAGCUCUUCGCACUCAGGUUCAUGCGCAAAAUAAUCGGGCUCAAGGACGAAUUCUACAACAGAUACAUUAUUAAGGUGAGAAAUUUUUAUCUUUCUUUCAACUUUUUCAAGAAGAACGACAAUAUUUUCCAGGUUUUUGAUCUGAUAAAGACGUUCAAAACCCUGAAGCUUCGCUAUGAUCAACAUCAGGAUAGAAUCAAGGAUAGAGGAACAAUUGAACCUGUUACAAGCAUACUCAGGGGUACUCCAGGAUCAAGGUUUAGGAGGGAUGAGAGAGCAGUGGACGAAGACGAAGAAAUGUGGUUUAACGAGGACGAAGACGAACUCGACGAAAACAUUGUUGGACCCUCUCCCUCCUGCCUACCCGUCCUUGAGGAGAACAAAGUUACUCAGAGCACUGCACCCGACCUUAUCCCAACCAUUGACAGGUUGAUGGAGCAGGACAAGAUCAAAGAGCUAGCAGCUAAGGAGAAGGUGGUGGGUCCUGAUACUCCCAACGGGAAGGAAGUUGAAUCUGAAUCUGAGACGAAUGCCGCGAAGCGCCUGGGAUCCCUGGUGGAUUAUGAUUCUGACAGUGAUGAUGAGCCCGCAGCAGAAACUGAAGAUAUGCAGCCCCAAGCUAAGAAAAUAAAAGCAACGUAAAAUGAUUGCCUGCGCGGGGGAGGAGGGGGGGGGGACUACGCUCAAAGUAAUUAUUAUUAUGUUGUUAAAAAUUGGGCGACAUUGUAUUUAUGAUACUAAUAAUACUAUUAAUACUAUUAAACAUGUAUUUUCUACUAAAUUCUUAGUGUAUAUAUUAAACUGAAAAAUUUAAAACAAAAUUAUAAAAUUCCAAAUUAAAAACUACAUUUAAACUGACUUUUUUCUUUAAGUGGUCCAGGGUUUUAUUUAAGAAGAAAGGAACAGGAUAACUUAAUACGCGUUGUUUAAGGGGGGGGGGGUAUUCACUCCAGUACAUUAUAUAGAUAAUGACACUAGCUCCUGGGGUGUUUAAUCUUCAAACACAUUCAUUCAAGUCAAUUUAACUAUGAUAAGAUUAUUCAUUUAUAGAAUUGACAAAGGUUUCAUACUUCUUAAAUAUAAUUUUUAAAUAAUGACGUAGAAUGUUUCUAGCGUUCUUUCGAUCACAAUCUCGUAAUCGCAACUUUGGAACCCUAGUCAAUAUUUUUCUUUUUUAACUAAAAUUUGUUAAACUUUGAAAAAUUUACUUACCUAACAGAAAACAUUCAUUAUACGGGGAGCGGGGGUUUAAUUGCCUUUGACACAGUAUUUAAUACUCGAGUAAUAGCAUAAUGUCGCUAAUGAGACUUUUUAUUUAUCGUUUUACUUUCAAACAAUUCGUUGAAAAUAGUACGCUGUACUUGCGAAACAAAAUCUUUGUAUUCUAUUUUUUUAAUCUUCCGUAAUUUGUCGUGCAACAAAAUAUUAUUGAAUGAAAGGGAGAAAAGUUAAGGAGAAAUACAAAUUUUCAAUUGAUGUGUUUAAAAUUGUAAACGCAAUCUUAAAAAUAUUUUCACGCGACAUUCGUCUGCUUGAAGCUGAAAGCAGUAAAGUAAUUCUCCUUACCUCUCAACAGCAAAUACCUGAAAUUACGAAAUAUAAUUUCAUCUAGUGUUUUUUUUGUAAAUAAUGUUGUAUACAUAGUUGAUAAGAUUCAGGGAUAUCUUUCUCUGUCUAUUAGUUUGUUCCUUAAUAAACAUGUACACCAUUA